AUGUUUGAUUCUGGAGCAACAACUUCUUUUAUUAGUAAAGCUGCAUUAAAACGAACAAAACAUUUACCUAUUAAUACUAAUCCACAACGUUAUUUAAUGGCAGAUGGGUAUACAUCAUUUGAAGCAAUAGGUUUUGUCACAAUAUUUAUCGAAUUUGGUGGAAUUAAAACAAGUAUUCUGGUAGGAGUUGUUAGUUCAUUAUGUACAGAUUGUAUUUUAGGAAUGGAUUAUAUUAAUAAAUACAAAGUAAACCUUAAUUCAAAAGAUAAACAAAUUCAAAUACACACAUUGAAAAAUAUGGUUACAAUUCCUAUGGAGAAUCAAAUUGAUAAUGUUAAAAUAUUAUGUCGAUUAAUUAGUUCUACGUGCAUUUAUCCAUAUCAAGAGAAGAAAAUUCAAAUAGGUACACAAGUAUCAUCGGGACAAUUAUUAUUCUCUCCUGCGUAUCAUCUUACUCAUUACAAAAAUUUAAUUAGUCCACAUGCAUUUAUAUCAAUUAUAAAUCAUAGGGCAUGGAUUUCUGUUUAUAAUCCAACAUCAUCAUCGUGUUAUUUGAAAUCAAAUAUUAUUAUUGGAACUGCUGUACCAUCUUCAACUGUUGCUUAUAUUUCUACCAUUUUAGAUACAAAAGCAAAAGAUACAAUACAUGAAGUUAAUACAACACCUUUAACAUCAACUAGUGAACAAAAUAUAACAAAUUCACUGAUACAUUUACAAGAUCAACAAGAAUUUCUUAGAGCACAAGAUAUUCUAACAAGACAUCAUCAACUUUUUGAUACAACAACAACAACUAUUGCGGAAACAACAAAGCCUCAUGUUAUUUGUACUCCUGAUACUCCUCCAACUACAUCUCGACCAUAUCCUCAAACAAAUGAAAAACAAAAUGCAAUGUUUAAUAUUCUCCAACAAAUGUUAAAAAAUAAACAAAUUCGUGCAUCACAUUCUCAAUAUUCUGCACCUGUAUUAUUAAUUAAAAAACGUGAUGGUUCAUAUAGAUUUAUUAUUGAUUAUAGGAAAUUAAAUAAUAUAACUAUUCCAGAUAAUUAUCCAUUACCAAAUCUUGAACACGCACUCGAACAAGUUGGUGGUCAAAGAUUUUAUACAAAAUUAGAUUUACGAUCAGGAUAUUUCCAGAUACCAAUUCGUCCAGAAGAUCGACACAAAACAGCCUUUAUUACGAUACAUGGACUCUUUGAAUUUAAUGUAUUGGCGCAAGGGUUGAAGAACAGUCCUCCGUCAUUUCAAAGAAUUAUGUCGGAUUUAUUAUUACCGUGCAAAAAAUUUUGUUUUAUUUAUCUUGAUGAUAUACUAAUUUAUUCCAACACAUUCGAUCAACAUCUCCAACAUCUUCAUCAAGUAUUAACAAUCCUUAACAAGCAUAAAUUCCAAUUGAAUCCACAAAAAUGUGAAUUAAUUCGAACAAGUAUCAAUUAUUUAGGUCAUACAAUUUGUUCCGAAGGUACAAAACCACUUCAAGAUCGAAUUGAAAAAAUUUUAUCUAUUCCACAACCAACAUCUUUAAAACAAGCAAAUGCAUUUAUAGGUGCAAUUGGCUGGUAUAGGAAGUAUAUACAAGACUAUGCGAAAAUAGCCGCACCAAUAUUAGCUGUUACAAAUUUAAUUACGAAAAACAAAUAUAAAUUUACAUGGGAUACACCACAACGUGAAGCAUUUAAUCAAUUAAAAAAUAUUCUUAUUAAUGAACCAUUAUUUUUAAAUUAUCCAGAUCCUGAUGCAACACUUAUAUUAUCAACAGAUGCAUCAGAUUACUCUAUUGGUGGUGUUUUAUAUCAAGAAAUUAAUGAAGCAGAUGCACGAGAUUGGUUUUAUGAUAAUCCUCGUUUAUGUUCAACGUGGUCCAUAUUUACACAAAAUUUAUUAAAAACAUUUGAAUCUUCAGGAAAAGGUGGUAUUGCAUUUAAUCGUUUACGACAUUAUGAGCAAGGUAUUAAUCAAGAUGUACGCCACUAUUAUUUUGAAGUUAUGAAAUUAUGUAAAGAAGCUAAUCCAAUUAUGGACGAUGUUAGUAAAUUACAAUAUUUAAAAGAUGGUUUAAAACCUUCAUUACGUUUUGAUGUACUAUUAAAAAAUCCAAAAAAUCCAGAAGAAUUUUUAGAAUAUGCUCAAAUGAUUGAAGAAUUGAAAUCAUUAGAUGCUAAACAAGAUGUACUAACAUGUUUGGAUCAACAAAAGUUCACAAAACCGCCAACAAUUAAUUCAAAUAACAUAAAUAACAAGCCGCAACAAAUUAAUCAACCAUCUAUACCUCGGCAACCAAAUCACAAUAACGUCUAUUACAAACCAAAUUAUAACAACACUAAUCCGAAACGAAUAUUCAACAAUACAACACCCAAUCAAGUUCCAUAUAACAAUACAAUACCUAAACCACCAUAUCAAUGUUACAAGUGUGAGGAAUCGCCGCAAGGUGGUGGCGAUUCCUGCAACUCUAUACAAAAUCCAUCACCAAUUUUUAUUAAUGCAAAAAUCAAUCAAAUUUAUAUGAGAAUUAUGUUUGAUUCGGGAUCAACAAAAUCUUUCAUUAAUCAAAUAGCAUUAAAACGUACACAACAUUUACCAAUUCAUUUUAAUCAACAGCAUUAUGUCAUGGCAGAUGGUCAUACACCAUUUGAAGUUAUUGGUACAGUAAGAAUUUUUAUUGAAAUGAAUCAUAUAAAAACUAACAUACUAGUUGGUGUUGUUAACUCUUUAUGUACAGAUUGUAUUCUAGGUAUGGACUAUAUUAACAAAUAUAAAGUUAAUCUUAAUAAUAAACAAAAACAAGUUCAAGUUUAUACAGCCUCACAAAAAAUUACAAUACCAAUGGAAGAUCAAUCUGAAAAAAUUCGAAUUAUUUGUCGUACGAAAAAAUCUGAAUAUUUACAUCCAUAUGAAGAAAAACAAUUAAAAAUUAUUUCACAAGUAUCUUUUGGGCAAUUAUUAUUUUCUCCUGCUUAUCAUAUUACUCACAUACGAGGUUUAAUUAUACCACAUUCGUUAAUUUCUAUAAAAAAUCACACAGCUUUUAUUUCUGUUUAUAAUCCAACAGCUAAGCCUUGUUAUUUAAAUAAAAAUAUUAUUAUAGGUAGUGUUACACCUUUAUCAUCUAAUAAUGUUUCUACUGUUUUUGAUCCACAUACAAACAAUAACUUUGAUGAUGAUAAACCCAAUUCAUUAAAUUCACUUGGCAAAUCACAUAUUGAUUCCUUAAUUACACAUAUAAAACAUCAACAACAAUUGACUGAAUUAAAGACUGUUUUAGACAAGCAUUCAUCCUUAUUUGAUACAUCAAAAACAACUAUUGCUGAAACAUCAACACCUCAUGUUAUUUGUACUGGUAACAAUCCACCAACAACAUCUCGACCGUACCCACAAACUAUUGAUAAACAAAAUGCAACCUUUGAUAUUAUUCAACAAAUGUUAAAACAUAAACAAGUUCGUGAGUCACAUUCUCAAUACUCAGCACCUGUUCUAUUAAUUAAAAAACGUGAUGGCUCAUAUCGAUUUAUUGUUGAUUACCGUAAAUUAAAUAAUAUAACUAUUCAAGAUAAUUAUCCAUUGCCUAAUCUUGAACAAGCUAUACAAAUGGUUGGUGGUCAUCAAUAUUAUACAAAAUUAGAUCUUCGUUCAGGGUAUUUUCAAAUACCUAUUCGUGAAGAAGAUAAACACAAGACGGCUUUUAUUACUGUUCAUGGACUUUACGAAUUCAACGUUUUAGCACAAGGUUUAAAAAACAGUCCACCAUCAUUUCAACGAAUCAUGUCAAAUUUAUUAUUACCAUGCAAAAAAUUUAGUUUAGUUUAUUUGGAUGAUAUAUUAAUUUAUUCUGAUUCAUUUAUACAACACAUAGACCAUUUAAAUCAAGUAUUAGCCAUUCUCAACAAACAUAAAUUUCAACUCAAUCCACAAAAAUGUGAAUUUGUAAAAACAAGCAUUGAUUAUUUAGGUCAUACAAUUAGUAUUCAAGGUAUUAAACCAUUACAAGAACGUAUUGAAAAAAUUUUAGCUAUUCCACAACCAACAACAUUACAUCAAGCAAAUGCUUUUAUAGGUGCCAUUGGGUGGUAUCGUAAAUUUAUUAAAGAUUAUGCAAAAUUAGCUGCACCAAUAUUAGCAGUUACAAACUUAACUAAACAAAAUAAAUAUAAAUUUAAAUGGGACAUACCACAAAAAGAAGCUUUUACUCAAUUAAAAACAGCUAUUACAUCUGAACCAUUAUUUUUAACAUAUCCUGAUCCAAGUACACCUCUCAUGUUAGCAACUGAUGCAUCAGAUUAUUGCAUUGGUGGUGUUCUAUAUCAAGAAAUUAAUGAUGAAAGAAAAAAUAUUUAUUUUUAUUCUCAAAUGUUACCAAAAUUACAACGAAAAUGGCCAACAAUUGAAAAAGAAGCAUUGGCUAUCUAUUAUUGUGUUACACGUAUGAAAUUAUAUUUACAAGGUCGUGAAUUUAUUGUUCAAACGGAUCAUUGUCCAUUACGUGAUAUGCAUUUAAAACCAUCAAAUAAUCGUCGUGUUGAUCGUAUAUCAUUAGUACUACAACAAUACAAUAUUAAAGAAAUUCGUCAUGUAUCAGGUAAAUGUAAUUGUAUUGCUGAUUAUUUAACUAGGUAUCCUCGUCAAACGGAAGAUGAUGAUGAUUUUCUUGACCCUGAUUUUGGUAUUAUACCCGCAAUAGAAAAUGAAAAAAAUAAACCACAAUUAAACAACAACAAUUUAAUUAUUCCAAAUCUUAUUAGUGCUGUCACCACUCGUGCUCAAGCAAAAGCACAAACUAAUCCACAAAAAUUAAUUGAUACUAAUCCUACUUCUGUAACAACAUCAUCAACAGAUGAUCAAUCGCAGAAAGUGGUUGGUCAUGCGUUUGAUGUUUCUAUUAUCGCCAAAACCCAAAAAGAUGAUAAACUAUAUCAAGAAAAAUUAUUAGAAAUAAAUAAAAAUGAAACCAAUUGCUCAUAUGUAUUAGAAAAUGACAUAUUGUAUAAAAUAAUUAAUCGUGGUAUAUUUCAACAAAAAUUAAUUUAUGUUCCAUCAGCAAUGGUUCAACAAUUAUUAAAAGCCUAUCAUGAUAGUCCUUGGGCCGGACAUUUUAGUUAUCGUCGAACAUAUUCGAAAUUAAAAGAUAAGUAUUGGUGGCCGAAGAUGAAGAGUACUAUUCAAAAUUAUAUACAAGGUUGUAUGUUAUGUCAAAAAUUUAAUAUUGAUCGUAAAAAACCUACUGGCUUAUUGCAUCCUAUUGAACCCCCUCAAGGUCCUUUUCAAUUAAUAGGAAUUGAUUAUUCCGGCCCGUUCCCAAUCACACCUCAAGGAAAUAAAUAUGUAUUAGCUAUCACGGAUUACUUCACAAAAUGGGUUAUUGCAAUUCCACUUCCAAAUCAAACUGCUCAAACAACAGCUGAAGCUUUAUAUGAACAUUAUAUGUGUAUUUAUGGUGUACCAAUUACUAUUCUGUCAGAUCAAGGUCCUCAUUUUAUCAAUCAAUUAAUGAUAGCAUUUACACAAAUUUUAGGUUGUCAUCAUAUUAAAUCAACUCCUUAUCAUCCCCAAACAAAUGGUGUCAUUGAAAGAUUUAAUUCAACAUUUGAACGACAAUUGGCAAAAUUAACUAAUAAAUAUAUUAAUGAUUGGGAUGUACAUUUAAAAUCAAUUGUAUUUGCUUAUAAUACUGGUCAACAUGCAACAACGAAAUAUUCUCCAUAUCAGUUACAAUUUGGACGUCAACCUAAACUACCACCAGACAAACCAUCAUCAACUUACCAGUUUUCAAAACCAAAUGAUUAUUUUUAUCAUUUACAAAAAACCUUACAACUCUAUCACCAGUCUGCAAAACAACAUAUACAUAAAGGCCAACAAAUUUAUAAAAAUUAUUAUGAUCGUAAUCGUUCUAACACAUUUUAUCAUGCUGGUGAUCAAGUACUUAAACGUAUUUCUAUUACACCGUCGAAAUUAUCUGAACUUUAUACUGGUCCAAUGAUUAUUGUUAAAAGUGAACACCCAACUUAUUGGAUACAAGAUCCAAAAAAUCAUCAAACACAUCAAGUACACGUUUCUCAAUUACGAACUUGUCAUCUUCAUCAUUAUCGUUCAUCAAAUCUGACACGACCUCUCGUUCGACAAUCUACGAUUAACUAUGAUCGAACACCAAUUGAUGCUGAUGUUGUGAAAUUACCUGUACCCACUGGCGAACCAUCGAUCAACGUAGAAAAUGAUGCAAGUGUUUUAGGGGUAUCGGCCUAUUCAAUUCUUCGGUAUAUGUAUGCAGCACUUAUUAUCUACUCGUUCAUCGUUUCAUACGUGACAGAAUGUUGUUGGUAUACAAUGCUUUUAUUCUAUUUUGUGGAAUAUAUUGCUUUUUACUUGUGGCAUUGGCAAGCUCAUCAUACAAUUUGGUGGAUACCAUUUAAUGACGGUUGUUAUAAGAAACAUAAAGAACAUCAUUGGGAAAUUUAUCCACCAAAGGAUUUUUACGGUGCACGAAAGCGACAGAUUGAUCAAAUGAAUACUUCUGAAGGUAAUGUUAAUGCAUUACCAAUAUCAUGGUGGGAUUAUAUGCGUCACAAAACAUGGAUUUCUGAUCAUGAAGGUUUACUUAUUCUGUUAACAUUCAUUCAAUUGACUGUUGCUCGUCUAGUUUUUCAUUGUUCGUAUUCGACGGUUGGUUGCACCUUUCUCGGGUUCAUGGUCAUGGCAUUUAUUGGAAAUUGGCUUCAUCAUGCCUAUCACGUCGAAGAUCAUUGGCUCGAACGUUUUAAAUGGUUUCAUGAAUUGCGCGCCCUUCAUUAUAUACAUCAUUUGGGUACGGCUAAACAUAACUAUGGAGUACUCAAUAUGACUCUUGACAGAUUUCUCGGCUCAUUCACCUUCAGUGGUAUGAAAACUGAUAAGACACAUCAGUCUCAAGACAAAUGUCAAUAG
Molecule: messenger RNA, 6909 nt
Organism: Rotaria sp. Silwood2
Lineage: Eukaryota; Metazoa; Rotifera; Eurotatoria; Philodinida; Philodinidae
Source: the annotation of a GenBank genome assembly